GUGUGCGCAUGCGCGCUUCCGUUUGCCGUCAUCAUGGCAUGGGCCUGAAGAGAAGAGGAGCUCUUGCGGCUUCAUGGAGUCGGCGGUGGAGGAACUGAUGCCCCGGCUCCUGCCUGUCGGGGACUGCGACCUGGCGGAGGAUUUCGACCCCACUGUGCCCCCCAGGACCCCCCAGGAGUACUUAAAGCGAGUCCAGAUUGAAGCUGCAAAAUGCCCUGAUGUUGUUGUGGCUCAAAUAGACCCCAAGAAGUUGAAAAAGAAGCAGACUGUGAACAUUUCACUCUCAGGAUGCCAGCCUGCCCCAGUGGGCUUCUCUCCGACACUGAAAUGGCAGCGAGAACAAGUGGCACACUUUUCAGCCAUUCGUCAGAAUGUGAACAAGCAUAGAAGUCAUUGGAAGUCACAGCAACUAGACAGUAACGUAGCAAUUCCCAGACCUGAUGAUGAAGAAGGCUGGAAAAAAUUUUGUCUGGGUGAGAAGUUAUAUUUAGAAACAGCAGUUCAAGUACCCAGUGAUGACAGUGAAGGAAUUGAUUAUGUGCAGAUUGGCUUUCCUCCAUUCCUGAGCAUUGUUAGCAGAAUGAAUCAGGCAACAGUAACUGCUGUUUUGGAAUAUCUGACAAACUGGCUUGCAGCAAAGGAAUUUACUACAGAGCUGGGCCGAUGGCUUUAUGCUCUACUGGCCUGUCUUGAAAAACCAUUGUUACCAGAAGCUCACUCUCUAAUUCGGCAGUUGGCCAGACAAUGCUCUGAAGUGAGAGUAUUGGAGGAGAAUAAGAAUGAUGAAAAAGUAUCUGCUCUGAACUUGAUAAUUUGUUUAGUUGGCAGAUAUUUUGACCAGCAUGAUCUGGCUGAUGAGGAAACCUGAAAAAAUCUGGAGAGAAUAUGCAUAAGCACAGAAUGUUGUGGUUGUUAAUCAGCUAACUUCUCUGGAACUCCAGUGCAAAGAAUGGCAGACAUGUCCCACCUUGCAGUAUGAUCUCACUGGCUAGGGAGGAUUACAUGAUCUGUAAACAGAGUAGCAUAAACUUUUUUAAAAGCAAGAGUGUUGCUUGGUACUCAGCUUGGAAGAGCUCAGCAGCAGAGUGCCUACACACAUUAUUAUCUUUAUUUCAUUUUAAAAAUGCAGGAUUGAAUUGGUCUGAUACACAUGAUGUAUAAUAAUUUUUAUGUUUUAUAAUAAAAUUUUCAAAAGUU
Messenger RNA from Sceloporus undulatus (fence lizard), 1197 nucleotides. It is a transcript of the gene GEMIN2, whose product is annotated as gem nuclear organelle associated protein 2. The transcript is spliced from 10 exons. Bases 74 to 868 code for a protein of 264 amino acids. Gene Ontology annotation, cellular component: nucleus; SMN complex; spliceosomal complex. Lineage: Eukaryota; Metazoa; Chordata; Lepidosauria; Squamata; Phrynosomatidae. The record is from RefSeq and is a predicted model, not a curated record. Gene Ontology annotation, biological process: spliceosomal complex assembly; spliceosomal snRNP assembly.